AUGUUCAAGGCAAAGAAUUGCAAGAAAGGAAAAAAGCAAUCAAUCAGAUGCAGACCUGCUUCUCCUUCUUUGUGCUUAAUGUCUGUACUUUCCCUCAAAUACAGAGCUUGUAGUCAAGAAACUGAUGGACUUUACCUGCAGAUCAAAAUGCCUGUUCCUGAGACAACUGAAAUAGAUGUAGAUGGAGGAAUGGAUCAAGACAUCUUUGACAUCAAUGAAGCUUUAGGAUUGGACCUUUUUGAGGGAGACAUCAAACUUUAUGGGGUGAGAGAACGAAAUUCCAUCAUUGGUGACGAGUAUCGGUGGCCUCAUGUUAUCCCCUAUGUCCUUGAUGAUAGCCUGGAAAUGAAUGCUAAGGGACUCAUCCUCAAGGCAUUUGAACGGUAUCGACUGAAAACCUGUAUCGACUUCAAACCUUGGGAAGGGGAGAAGAACUACAUAUCUGUGUUCAAAGGAAGUGGUUGCUGGUCAUCAGUUGGAAACCGUCAAAUGGGAUUGCAGCAGCUCUCCAUCGGAGCCAACUGUGACAGGAUCGGGACAAUCCAGCACGAGUUCCUGCAUGCCCUGGGGUUCUGGCAUGAGCAGUCACGGUCUGACAGGGAUGACUACGUGUCCAUCAUCUGGGACAGGAUUCAGGCUGGUAGAGAGCAUAAUUUUGAAAAGUAUGAUGAUAAAACAUCGGACUCCUUGAAUGUUCCCUAUGACUAUACUUCUGUGUUGCACUAUAGCCAAACUGCAUUCAGGAACGGAACUGAACCCACCAUCGUCACUAAGAUACCAGACUUCAUGGAUGUUAUAGGGCAGCGAAUGGAUUUCAGUGAUUAUGAUCUGCAGAAACUGAACCGUCUCUACAACUGCUCUUCCUCCCUAAGUUUCAUGGACACCUGCAGUUUUGAACUUGAGAAUAUAUGUGGCAUGAUUCAAAGUUCAGAUGAUAACAGUGAUUGGCAGCGCUUGUCUAAGGUUCCUGCUGGGCCAAACACUGAUCACACUGUUAUGGGAGAAUGUGAAGAUUCUGGCUACUUCAUGCAUUUCAACACCAGUGCUGGAGAAGAGGGAAACACAGCUGUCCUGGAGAGCCGAAUUCUGUACCCCAAAAGAGGCUUUCAGUGCUUACAAUUCUAUUUCUAUAACAGUGGACAUGAAAGCGACCGGCUGUAUGUCUGGGUCAGGGAAUAUACUUCAGACCAACCAAAUGGUACUUUGAGACUCAUUGAAGAGAUAAAAGGUUCACCUGAAAGUUACUGGCAGCUCCAUCAUGUUUCUUUGGGUGUCACAAGUAAAUUCCGGGUUGUAUUUCAAGGCGUGAGAGGAAGUGGCUUAUCAAACGGAGGCCUCUCUAUUGAUGACAUCAACUUGUCAGAAACUCAGUGUCCUCACCACGUCUGGCAUAUCAGAAAUUUCACACAUCUCCUCAACACAAGUCCAGCAGGGACAGAAGGACAAAUAUAUAGCCCACCUUUUUACUCUAGCACAGGAUAUGCUUUCCAGGUCAGCUUGUAUGUAAAUGGUACCGCUGAUAACCCAUUCAAUUUAGCGAUGUACUUAUACUUGAUUUCUGGAGCAAAUGAUGAUCAGUUGCAAUGGCCCUGUGCAUGGCAACAAGGUACCAUGAUUCUGCUUGACCAGCAUCCUGAUAUUCGUCAACGAAUGUCAAAUCAAAGAAGUGUAACAACAGACCCUCUGGAAUUAUCAGGUUCUUCAUCAAAUUAUUUCUGGGAUAGACCAGACAAAGUGGGAUCCAUGGCAUCUUUUCCCAAUGGAACUACAUUCAUGAGAGGUCCAGGAAGUGGAACGAGUGCAUUUUUAACUCAUCAGAGACUUAGAAGCCGCAACUUUAUUAAAGAAGACAGUGUCUAUAUUCUUUUAACAAUGGAAGAUAUAUCACAUCUACUAAAUACUCAGCCAAGUGUUUCACCCACCACUGUGAGUACACCCAGUACUGCCACCACCACCACCACCACCACCACCACCACCACCACCACCACCACCACCACCACCACCACCACCACCACCACCACCACAACAGCCUCUGUCACCCUGACUGAAAAGCCUGAGGGUCCUGAACUCUGCCUAAACAACCCUUGUGAAAAUGAUGGUGUCUGUGUUAUUGUUGAUGCAGCAUCAGUGUGCAGAUGUCCAGCAAGUGACAACUGGUGGUACAUGGGAGAAAGGUGUGAAAGGAAAGGCUCAACUCAAGAAAAUACUGUAAUAGCUGUUGCUUCAUCCAUAACUAUAUUUGUUGUAAUGCUUAUCAUCACUAUCACAACUGCAGUGUGCCUUAAAAAGAAAUAUAGAUAAGGGAAGAAAAAUGGAGUGAGUCUGAUUCUAGAAGAGAAUAAAAUAUCCUCCUGAAGAUAAUGCAAAGAAGCAUUAAAGACACAAGAUGUGCAUCACCAGAAAACCACAACUACGUCAUCAUUCUUUCUAUUACUUCUAUCUCGACCAUCAUGAUAAAUGUUUGUAAAGUCUGGAAAAUAAUUAAUCAUCAGA
Colius striatus (speckled mousebird) is the source of this 2493-nucleotide messenger RNA. RefSeq names its product meprin A subunit beta (gene MEP1B). Bases 1 to 2301 code for a protein of 766 amino acids. The record is from RefSeq and is a predicted model, not a curated record. NCBI's taxonomy places the organism in Eukaryota, Metazoa, Chordata, Aves, Coliiformes, Coliidae. Gene Ontology annotation, cellular component: membrane. Gene Ontology annotation, biological process: proteolysis. Gene Ontology annotation, molecular function: zinc ion binding; metalloendopeptidase activity; protein binding. The transcript is spliced from 16 exons.